AUGGAGAAGAUGAUGCCAAAGGCCGUUUGUCGUAAAGAGCAGCUCACUGGGUCCGUUCCUAAGAACUACCAGCACAUCCUGGCUUUGCUGCUUGCUGUCAAAGAGAUCAAUGAGAACCCCCAAAUCCUACCCAACAUCUCUUUGGGCUUCCACAUCCUCAACAGCUACUAUGUGGCAAGGAAGACAUACAAAGCCAGCCUGAGCCUCCUUUCCACACAACACAGGUUUGUUCCCAACUACAAGUGUGAUACUCAGAGUAAACUGAUAGCUGUCAUUGGCGGACUUGCUACUGAAACCUCUGCCAACAUGGCUAGCAUUUUUGCCACCUACAAGAUCCCACAGACAUUUGCCCAUUUCAUUGCAGAGCUUUUAACCUUUUAUUCCCAUUGUGUUUCCUUUUCUCAUUCACUCAAGCUGCAUAACUAUAUAGGGAGCAUCUUGUUCAACAACAGCGUCGGCGAGAGUGUAGCUUUUGAUGAAAAUGGAGAACUGAUUGCAGAUUUUGAUGUUACAAACUGGGUCACGUUCCCCAACGGCUCUUUCGUUAGAGUAAAAGUUGGAAGAUUGGCUCCUCGGGAUCCUUCAGGCAAAGAGUUAACAAUUAAUGAUGAGCAAAUCGAGUGGCAUAGAAGUUUUAACCAGGUGGUGCCCCUUUCUGUGUGCAAUGACUACUGCUAUCCUGGCUACAGCAGGAAAAAGAAGGAAGGGGAGAAAUUUUGUUGCUAUGAUUGUGCUCCAUGUCCUGAAGGGUUGAUCUCUCACCAGAUGGACAUGGCUGCCUGUGUCAAAUGUCCGGAAGAGGAGUACCCAAAUAAAGGACAAAAUCAGUGCAUUCCCAAGGUGUCCAGCUACCUCUCCUAUAAAGAACCUUUAGGAAUCACUCUGGCCAUCUUGGUUGUUUCUUUCUCUUUGAUUACAACCUCAGUACUUGGGAUUUUCAUGAAGCACAGGGACACUCCCAUAGUCAAAGCCAACAACCGGACCCUCACCUACGUUCUCCUCAUUUCCCUCCUGCUUUGCUUCCUCUGCUCCUUCCUCUUCAUUGGGCAGCCUGGAAAGGCAACCUGCCUUCUCCGACAAACGGCUUUUGGCAUGAUCUUCUCUCUGUCCCUUUCCUCUGUUUUGGCAAAAACCAUCACGGUGGUUCUGGCAUUCAUGGCCACAAAACCAGGAUCCAGAAUGAGACAGUGGGUGGGGAAAGGACUGGCCAAUUCCAUUGUCCUUUCUGGUUUAUUUAUUCAAGCAAACAUUUGCAUAAUUUGGCUGAUUACUUCUCCUCCGUUCCCAGAUGAGGACAUGAACUCCCUGAAAGAGGAAAUCAUCGUGCAAUGUAAUGAGGGAUCAGCUUCCAUGUUUUACUGUGUCUUGGGAUACAUGGGCUUCCUGGGCAUUGCCAGUUUCACAGUGGCUUACUUUGCCAGGAAGUUGCCUGACAGUUUCAAUGAAGCCAAGUUCAUCACUUUCAGCAUGUUGGUGUUUUGCAGUGUUUGGUUGUCCUUUAUUCCAACGUACCUGAGCACCAAAGGGAAAUACAUGGUGGCUGUGGAGAUCUUCUCCAUCUUAUGCUCCAGUGCUGGAUUGCUGGGUUGCAUUUUUUCCCCCAAAUGCUACAUCAUUAUCUUAAGACCUGAGCUGAACAACAAGGAACAUUUGACAAGGAGAGAAAAGUAAAGAAUUUAAGCUUAUAAAUUUUUGCUGCUUCAUGUG
Podarcis muralis (Common wall lizard) is the source of this 1707-nucleotide messenger RNA. Lineage: Eukaryota; Metazoa; Chordata; Lepidosauria; Squamata; Lacertidae. The record is from RefSeq and is a predicted model, not a curated record.